CCCCGGAUUGGCUUUCGCUUUGGGCCCGGUAACUUCUGUCAACCUUCAACACACCAUACCUAGUCUGAAUACCACCCAACCACCUCCCCCCUCCCCUUUCCCCCUUCCCCUGUUAAACCGGAGAUUCUCAUAUCUCUGUAGACCUGCUGACCACUCCCUGCGCUGGGUUUGAAUCCCGUAGUCGAUAGAGGCUAGCCACUCGGGGCUCACACCGGUCUUUGCCGGGGAUGAGGGGUCCCGAUACCGUGGUGCCCGCUCAAUGAGACGCGAAGCCCGGCCGGGUCAUCUGCAUUACGGCUGCUACCAUUGAGGGGGGAAUAAGAUGAUCAUGUCUCCUCCAUACUCACGUUCAUCCGCAAGGGCCGCUACACAAGACGACGAGAUCCAACCUCUCUUGCGGGGAGUCGAGUCUUCAUCCUAUAGUAAUACUUCCGCGAUGGCAUCCAAAGAUGCUGAGACUAUUGUCGUUGCUCCGGAUGCGAAGCCUGGCGCCGAUGAUGCUGCUCUGGCCGAGGCCAUUCGCCUCGAGCACAAUUUGACCUUCUCCCAGGCCGUCAAGCUCUACCCUGCUGCCAUUGGGUGGUCUGCUUUCGUGUCUAUUGGGGUCAUCAUGUUGGCGUUCGAUCCGCAAUUGCUCGGAAACCUCUACGCUACGCCUCAGUUUCAGAGAGAUUUUGGUUAUGAAUAUGAGGGUUCCUAUAUCAUUACUGCCGCUUGGCAGACCGGACUUUCCAUGGGUAAUCCCGUCGGUCAAGUUGUCGGUGCCCUCUUCGCUGCAUAUCCUAUGGACUGGUACGGCCGGAAACUGACCUUUGCCGUGUGCGUGAUUCUCACCGCGGGCAUUGUCUUCAUCCAAUUCUUCGCACGCUCGUUGCCUGUCCUCCUAGUCGGCGAGCUUCUCGGCGGUCUCGUCUUGGGCAUGUAUGUUGUCAUCGCCCCGGCAUACGCCUCCGAAGUAUGCCCCACUGCUAUCCGUGGUCACUUGACGUCCUACGUAAAUCUCUGCUUUGUCAUGGGCCAGCUCCUUGCCAACGGCGUCACAGCGGGGACUUCAAAGCUUGAUACCCAUUGGGCCUAUUCUUUGCCCUUUGCGCUCCAAUGGUUCUGGAUCCUUGUUAUCCUCCCCGGUUUGCUCUUCGUCCCAGAAAGCCCAUGGUGGCUGGUAAGGAAGGGUAGAAUGGACGAUGCGAGGAAGAGCCUGGGCCGUCUGGCUUCCAAGCAGGUCAAUGUGGACGCUUCUUUGGCCUUCAUCGUGGAAACCGACAGACUUGAGCAAGAACUGGAGGCUGGAAGCACGUAUUCCGAUUGCUUGAAGGGCGCCAACUUGAGGCGGACGGAAAUAUCUGUUGGCGUUUACUGCACUCAAGUUCUCAGCGGCAUCUAUCUCAUCAACUACGGGACGUACUUCUUCCAGCAGGCCGGCCUGCCUACUGACAAGGCAUUCGAUAUGGCCAUUGGAUUCCUCGCCGUUGGAUUCCUUGGCACCGUUAUCUCGUGGUACUUCUUGAUUCACUACGGUAGACGAACCAUCUACAUCACUGGCCUCGCUGCCUUGGUGUUCUUGCAGCUCCUCAUCGGCAUCCUAGACUGCGUUCCCGGACGUCCCUCUGGCGUGGCCUGGGCAGAGUCAUCACUCAUGCUCAUUUGGAACUUCGCCUACGACCUGUCCGUCGGUCCCGUAUGCUUCGUCCUCAUAUCAGAAGCUUCGGCAACCAGAGUGCGAUCCAAGACGAUUGCGCUCGCGACAGCUGCCCAGGGUGUCUUGGGGAUCAUCAUGACCGCUAACAUGCAGGGGAAGCUCGGCUUCUUCUUCGGAGGGCUGGCUGGGCCGUGCUUCAUCUGGGCAUGGUUCCGCGUUCCCGAGACAAUGGGCCGCACGUACGAAGAGUUGGAUAUUUUGUUCGAUAGACGAAUUCCGGCGCGUGAUUUCAAGGGUUAUGUUGUUGACGGCAUGAAUUCUGCCGAUCACUAA
This is a messenger RNA of Colletotrichum scovillei, 1972 nucleotides long. Its product is annotated as sugar porter family MFS transporter. NCBI's taxonomy places the organism in Eukaryota, Fungi, Ascomycota, Sordariomycetes, Glomerellales, Glomerellaceae. Bases 323 to 1972 code for a protein of 549 amino acids. Gene Ontology annotation, biological process: transmembrane transport; carbohydrate transport. The record is from RefSeq and is a predicted model, not a curated record. Gene Ontology annotation, molecular function: carbohydrate:proton symporter activity. Gene Ontology annotation, cellular component: membrane. The transcript has 5 exons.